CCGGCCACCGCAUCUGGGAAUUCUGAGUCUGUAGUGUCUCACGUUAGAGAGGGAAGGGGGUGCUGGUUGUAGGACCGAGAGGUCCACGGGCUUAGCUGGGGGCUUAGGAGUUCUGGUGUCCCCGGAAUCUGACCUGGCAGGUCGGGGUGGGGGAAGAAGUCGGGAGGAAUUCGGGAAUUGAGACUUGAAAGAAAGGAGUAUAUCUAAAAUCCAGAAGAUUGGGAAUCCCAGCGCGUGGAGUUGUGGAGAGGGGCAGGAAUAAAGGGAUGCCGUGCGGAUGCUCAACACCCUGCAGACCAACGCCAGCUACCUGGAGCAGGUGAAGCGCCAACGGAGUGACCCCCAGUCACAGUUGGAAGCCAUGGAACGGUACCUUGCACGGAGUGGGCUGCAGGUGGAGGACCUGGACCGGCUGAACAUCAUCCAUGUCACUGGGACCAAGGGGAAGGGCUCCACUUGUGCCUUUACUGAGCAUAUCUUGCGGAAUUAUGGCCUGAAGACGGGAUUCUUUAGCUCUCCCCACCUGGUGCAGGUGCGUGAGCGGAUUCGCAUCAAUGGGCAACCCAUCAGCCCCGAGCUCUUCACCAAGCACUUCUGGCGCCUCUACCACCGACUAGAGGAGACCAAGGACAGCAGCUGUGUCUCCAUGCCUGCCUACUUCCGCUUCCUUACACUCAUGGCCUUCCAUGUCUUCCUCCAAGAAAAGGUCGACCUGGCAGUGGUAGAAGUGGGCAUCGGCGGGGCUUAUGACUGUACAAACAUCAUCAGGAAGCCUGUGGUGUGUGGAGUAUCUUCUCUUGGCAUUGAUCACACCAGUCUUCUGGGAGACACAAUGGAGAAGAUAGCCUGGCAGAAAGGGGGCAUCUUUAAGCAUGGCAUCCCUGCCUUCACCGUGCUCCAGCCAGAAGGUCCCCUGGCCGUGCUGAGGGAUCGAGCCCAGCAGAUCUCAUGUCCUCUCUACCUGUGCCCACCACUGGAAGCUCUGGAGGAAGGGGCGCCACCACUGAUCCUGGGCCUGGAGGGAGAGCACCAGAGAUCCAAUGCAGCCUUGGCCUUGCAGCUGGCCCACUGCUGGCUCCAGCACCACAACAACCAGGACAUCCAGGAGCUGAAGAUGUCCAGGCCAAGCGUCCGGUGGCAGCUGCCCCUGGCACCUGUGUUCCAGCCCACAUCCCAUAUGCGGCAUGGGCUUCGAGACACAGAGUGGCCUGGCCGGACGCAGGUGUUACUGCGUGGGCCCCUCACUUGGUACUUGGAUGGCGCACAUACCACCAGCAGCAUCCAGGCCUGUGUGCGCUGGUACCGCCAGGCGCUGCAGCGCAGGGAGAGGCCGAGUGGAGGGCCCGAGGUGCGUGUCUUGCUCUUCAACUCCACUGGAGACAGAGACCCUGCCGCCCUGCUGAAGCUACUGCAGCCUUGCCGGUUUGACUAUGCUGUCUUCUGUCCCAACCUGACAGAGGUGUCAUCCACAGGCAGCGCAGACCAGCAGAACUUCACUGUGACAUUGGACCAGGUGCUUCUCCGUUGCCUCCAACACCAGCAGCACUGGAACUGCCUGGGUGAGGAGCAAGAUAGCUCCGAUCUCUGGAGUUCCCCAAACCUGGAGCCUAGUGGACCCACAUCCUUGCUGUUGGCACCCCACUCACCCCAUCCCUGCAGUGCCAGCUCCCUUGUCUUCAGCUGCAUCUCCCAUGCCUUACAGUGGAUCAGCCAAGGCCGGGACCCCAUCUUUCAGCCACCCAGUCCCCCAAGGGGCCUCCUUGCCCACCCCGUGGCCAACAGUGGGGCCACUGUUCUCCGUGAGGCUGCAGCAAUCCAAGUGCUGGUCACGGGCAGCCUGCAUCUGGUGGGCGGUGUCCUGAAGCUGCUUGAGCCCUCCAUGUCCCAGUAACCACGGUGGUGGGGGUAGAGGUGGGAGCCUCCCACAUCUGCCCUGAACUUAUACCAGGUGCCUUUCAGUUCUGCUUUCCUGAUUCUUUCAAGACUGGUUCAGGGUCCUGAGCUCUGCGUGGUAGAGUAGAGGGCUGGGAGAGGCUCUGUGCCUUGGUCUGUCCUUCCUCUCACUGAGACAGUGGAGGGCUUCCCAGGGUCCCCACUAUUGUAGUACAUGUGCAUCUCCCCUCCCGCCCUUCCUACCUCCCGGUUCAGGCCUAGCUUACUGUAUGAGUUGCCUGACUGAACCAGGGUCCACCCCGGGUACCAGAUGAAAGAGUUCCUCUUCUCAGUGUCUUCUGGGAAAGGAGAAAGUCCCUGCCUGGGGCACCCUAGAAACAGAGGGUGGCUGGAGUGAAUUAAAGCCUUGUAGCACUUUUUUUUUUUUUUUUUUU
This is a messenger RNA of Castor canadensis (American beaver), 2327 nucleotides long. RefSeq names its product folylpolyglutamate synthase (gene Fpgs). The record is from RefSeq and is a predicted model, not a curated record. Lineage: Eukaryota; Metazoa; Chordata; Mammalia; Rodentia; Castoridae. Gene Ontology annotation, biological process: tetrahydrofolylpolyglutamate biosynthetic process. Gene Ontology annotation, cellular component: cytosol; cytoplasm; mitochondrion. Gene Ontology annotation, molecular function: ATP binding; tetrahydrofolylpolyglutamate synthase activity.